Messenger RNA from Kazachstania africana CBS 2517, 2367 nucleotides. RefSeq names its product AMP deaminase (gene AMD1). The record is from RefSeq and is a predicted model, not a curated record. Gene Ontology annotation, molecular function: AMP deaminase activity. Bases 1 to 2367 code for a protein of 788 amino acids. The transcript has a single exon. Gene Ontology annotation, cellular component: cytosol. Gene Ontology annotation, biological process: IMP salvage; AMP metabolic process. Lineage: Eukaryota; Fungi; Ascomycota; Saccharomycetes; Saccharomycetales; Saccharomycetaceae.
AUGGACGCUGAUAAGGUUAAUACUAAUUUAUCAGACUUGUCACUUGAAGCUGCCCCAUCUCACGAUGAUGUAACAAAUCCGGGGUUGUUGGUAGAUAGAGAGGAUAACCUUGACGCUUCUGAUGAUGUUGCGAAUCAGAUGGAAUUGCAACUGUCGAAUGACGGUAGUGACAACAAUAUUUCUUCAAUGAAUGCAAAUUUCUCAUACCAUGAAAGCCAAAAGUUGAUUCAGAAUAAUUCAAAGCAUAUUGCAGUUGAUGAGCAUGAUGUGAAUUCUGCUAUCUUAGAACAACCGAGACAUGCUUCCAAUCUAAGUACAGAGUCUCCCACUACUAAGAAAUCAAGAACUCUUUCUGCAAGUGCCCAACAUACCAUUCCGGAACCACCAAGACCACUUUGGAAUAAGGAACCGAAAGUAAAGAAGGAGACUACCCUUUAUAAGAUGGGUAUGCUCGCUGAAGAUGCAGAGCAACAGUUCUCUGAAGACCCUUCCCCGGAGCUUAUCGAUUUAUAUUCCAAAGUGCAAGAAUGUAGAGAUUUAAGAACAAAAUAUCAAACCUUAUCAGUUCAAAAUGACAACCAAAAUCCAAAAAAUAAGCCAGAUUGGAAGGUUUACCCAUAUCCACCAAAACCUUCAUAUAAUGCAGAUACUAAAACGGUAGUCCCAGUAUUUAAUAAGCCAGAUGUGGAGGUGUUUGAUUUUAAUCAAUGUGAAAUUCCUGGCAUAGAUGAAGAGUGGGAUUUUGGUUCCAAUGGAGAUGAUAGCUAUAUUGUUCAUAAAGCCGGAAAUCCAGAUGAUCUUAUUGCCGAUAUUCCAACAUUGCGUGAUUACUAUAGAGAUUUGGAUAAAAUGAUUGGAAUCUCAUCUGAUGGUCCAGCCAAAUCUUUUGCCUUCAGAAGGUUACAGUAUUUGGAAGCUCGUUGGAACUUAUAUUACUUAUUGAACGAAUAUCAAGAAACUAGCGUGUCAAAGAGGAAUCCUCACAGAGAUUUUUAUAACGUGAGAAAAGUCGAUACUCACGUUCAUCAUUCUGCUUGCAUGAACCAAAAACAUUUACUACGUUUUAUCAAAUAUAAAUUAAGGCAUUCUGCUGAAGAGAAAGUUAUAUUCAGAGAUGGACAACUGUUAACUUUAGAGGAAGUUUUCCGUUCUUUGAAUUUGACUGGAUAUGAUUUAUCAAUUGACACAUUGGAUAUGCAUGCCCAUAAGGACACUUUUCAUCGGUUUGAUAAAUUCAACUUGAAAUAUAAUCCAAUUGGCGAAUCCCGUCUAAGAGAGAUUUUCUUAAAGACAAAUAACUAUAUUAGGGGUUCAUACUUAGCUGAAAUUACUCAGCAGGUCAUAUCUGAUUUAGAAAAUUCAAAAUAUCAAAAUUGCGAAUACAGAAUAUCCAUUUACGGAAGAUCCUUGGAUGAGUGGGAUAAACUGGCUGCCUGGGUCAUAGAUAAUAAAAUAAUUUCUCACAAUGUCCGUUGGUUGAUUCAAAUCCCUCGUCUUUACGACAUCUAUAAGAAGACAGGUAUCGUUCAAAAUUUCAAUGAUGUUUGUAAAAAUAUUUUCCAACCAUUAUUUGAAGUUACAAAGGAUCCAAGAAGCCAUCCAAAAUUACACGUAUUUUUACAAAGAGUGAUCGGGUUUGAUUCUGUUGAUGAUGAAUCUAAAGUGGAUCGUCGUUUCCACAGAAAAUACCCAAAGCCAUCUUUAUGGGAAGCUGAUCAAAAUCCACCAUAUUCUUACUACUUAUACUAUCUGUACUCAAGUGUAGCAUCAUUAAAUCAAUGGAGAGCAAAAAGAGGGUUCAAUACAUUGGUUUUGAGACCACAUUGUGGUGAAGCUGGUGAUCCAGAACAUUUAGUCUCGGCAUACAUGUUAGCCCAUGGUAUCUCACAUGGUAUCUUGUUGAGAAAAGUGCCAUUUGUUCAAUAUCUUUACUACUUGGAUCAGGUUGGUAUUGCAAUGUCUCCGCUAUCAAAUAAUGCUCUGUUUUUGACCUAUGAUAAGAAUCCAUUUCCUCGUUAUUUCAAAAGAGGUUUAAAUGUUUCCCUAUCUACGGAUGAUCCACUACAAUUUUCAUAUACUAGAGAGCCAUUGAUUGAAGAAUACUCUGUUGCAGCUCAAAUUUACAAAUUAUCUAAUGUUGACAUGUGUGAACUGGCAAGAAAUUCGGUUUUACAAAGUGGUUGGGAAGCACAAAUUAAGCAGCACUGGGUAGGUAAAGAUUUCUACAAGGAGGGUGUUGAGGGUAAUGAUGUCGUAAAGACUAAUGUUCCAGAUAUUAGAAUCAAUUACAGAUACGAUACCCUUUCAACGGAGUUAGAAUUGGUCCAUCACUUUGCAACUUUUUCUCGUCAUGCAGUGGAAAUUUAA